Molecule: messenger RNA, 1770 nt
Organism: Racocetra persica
Lineage: Eukaryota; Fungi; Glomeromycota; Glomeromycetes; Diversisporales; Gigasporaceae
Source: the annotation of a GenBank genome assembly
CCAACAAUAAACACUGUAUUCCUAUUUUCUCAUCCUUCUCAAUAUUUGAAACCGAGAGAAAUUUAUCAGGAACAUUUGAAAUUACCAGAAGUUAAAUAUCAAGUAAUAAUGACUGGUUGUGAAAAGAUACAAUCAUCUGUAGUAUAUCACCGUAUCACAUUUCCAAAAAGAUUAGAAAAUAGUGAUUUCUUACUUUAUGGAAGUAUCACGAAGGAAUCUGGGGAUCAGAUAGAUAAUGUAAUUAUUAAAUUUAAAUCAAUUAAUUAUUAUGGGUUUUCCGUAAUUAUUGAAAAUUUUACUGGGCAUGAGAUGAAAUAUUUUGGCAAUCAACUGAACAUUAAUUGGCUGUUGAUUGGAGAUCCAGAUGUGAUCAAUUAUCGAAAUCCAUAUGUUCAAAAUUAUUUUGUUGCAAAAGUUGGUACUAUAAUAUUUAACAAAGAUAUUGAAAAUUUAAAUAUUGAAUUACCUCAACCACUUAAAAAUGUGAAAAAUGCAAGGUUCGCCUGUACAUUUCAUUAUUCAUCAGCUGAUGGUCCAUCAUUUUCAUCUUGCAUAAAAUCUGUUGACCAAAAAGGAAUUCGAUUACAUAUAAAGGAUUAUAAUAAAACACAAACGCAUUUAACAUCAACUUUUGAUGAAUAUAAAAUGCACUGGUGUAUUUAUUUUAUUCCGAUUAAAAAAAUCACCAUUGGACAAUUCAUACCUGUGAACCAAAAAUCUUUAGAUAAAAUUCCAAGAUUUUUAAGAACGAAAUCUUCAAAACAAGUGCCUGGCCUAAGAACAAAUGUCUAUGAAGCUAUUAGUGCAUUCAGAGUUAUACUUCCCUGGUUUGACGCAUUAAAUAUAAUGCUUGAAAAAAUUUCAAAAGCAUAUGAAGGUGCCGAAUAUAAUCGAAAGACCUGCCGUGUCUUAACUGAUCGUGCUGAUGAUGUUUUAACAGCAGUUAAAAUAUUAUUUCGAAGAAGAGAUGAAGAAGAGGAUAAAUUUCUUGAUGAUUAUUAUGUCAAAUCAUUUAUUAAACUUCAUAGGGUUUUAAGAGAUAUAAAAGAAUUUAUCAGUAAUGUUUCUCAACUUAAAGGCCUUUCUAAAUUUGUAUCUGCUGAAGAUAUAAGAAAAAGAUGUAUAGUUCUAAUUAAUGAAUUGGAAUCAUCUUGUGUUGAUCUAAAUUUAAACACCACAAUAUCAGUAGAGGACAAACGCCUUGUACAAAAAAGUCUAAUGGAAGAUGUUGAUGCAAUGAAUGAGUUUCUUGAGACGAUUAAAGGUGGUGUUGUACAGGACGAUAUACAAGCUAUACGUUAUAAAAAAGAGGUGGUGAUACCUAAAACAUGUAAAAUGCCUAGUAAAGUUUUUGAUGAAAUAAAUCCAAAUUCGUUGCAAGAAGAUAAAGGAUGGAAGCGAAAUGAUGGAUGCAGAGUAUUCAAACGUUUAUUAAAUGGGAAAAUAGAAGUUGCUUGCAAGCGUAUCAACAUUCCAAAUUCCGAAUUACAAAUGUUUAAUACACGAUUUUCUAUUUUAAAUCGAUUAGAAGUAUCCGAUAAAAUUAUUAAAUUUCAUGGACUUGCUAAAUAUAAGUAUAUAAAAUAUUUAAAAAAAUCUGCUGUUAAUGGUAAUCCUACAGCGUUAUUCUAUUACGGUAUUUUAUCCUUGGACGGGAAAUAUGUAGAGAAGGAUGAGAAAAUAGGAAUACAGUGUUUAUUGUUGGCUAUUGCAAAAGGUCAAAAACAAGCAAUAGACGAACUUGAAAAUCGUAAUAUUGAUUUUUGGUAA